This is a messenger RNA of Ipomoea triloba (trilobed morning glory), 1143 nucleotides long. RefSeq lists its product as uncharacterized. The transcript has a single exon. The record is from RefSeq and is a predicted model, not a curated record. Lineage: Eukaryota; Viridiplantae; Streptophyta; Magnoliopsida; Solanales; Convolvulaceae. Gene Ontology annotation, molecular function: nucleic acid binding; zinc ion binding. Bases 1 to 1143 code for a protein of 380 amino acids.
AUGCCGCGAAGACGAAAUGUACCUGCGGGACGUGACGACGCCACCACGGCAAUGGAUCGUAUGGCAUUGGCAAUGGAACAGAUGGCUGAGUUUAUGAUGGCUCAGCAAGCCCAGAAUCAAAACCAGGGACACCCUCGAGUCGACUUUGCUAAAGCCAUAGCAAGUAGACACCCACCGAAUUAUGCAGGAGAAGAUGACCCAGUGUUUUUGGAAGAAUGGAUACGGACAUUUGAUAAACUGCUUGACGCAGUAAAUUGCCCAGCGAAUCAACGAGUCUCUUCUACGGUUUAUUACUUGACGAAAGCCGCAGAUAACUGGUGGGCAACGACUGGACCCGAACUCCUGCAAAACCCAGACUUUGGCUGGGAGGAAUUCAAGGAGGAAUUGAGGGGACAAUUUUACACAGAACGAAUUAAGGGAAUCAAGUGCGAAGAAUUCUUGCGACUGAAGCAGAAAGGAGAAACUGUUCAGGUCUACUAUGACCAGUAUGUGGAGUUGAUGAGAUUUGCUCAAGAUAUUGUGCCGGACGAGGCAAGCAAGGCAAGGAGAUUUGUGCGAGGACUGGAUUGGGACGUGAGAAGGGCAAUCGCACCAUUCAUGUGCUCCAGUCUCAAGGAGGCAUAUAAUCGGGCAUCGGAUCAAUACCAAGUGUACUUGGAUCAACAGGAAGUUUACGGCAGGAACAAGAGAAAAGCUGAUGAUAAACAGAAGAGAUUCAAGGUGGAUGAUCGGAAGUCUAACCAAGGGAAAUUUCAACCAAAGCAAGGAGAGAAGAGGGGAGGAACAGACCAAGGGAAACAAUCUGCUUGCAGUAGAUGUGGAAAGAGCCAUCCUGGAGAAAAUUGCCAAGGGGUGAGAAUAAGGUGCUACAAGUGUGGGCUCUUAGGACAUAAAUUCUAUGAGUGCCAAACCAGUGUAGAAAAUCUCAGGAACUCCUCGCAGAAUACCAGGCAAGGAGGAGGAUUCAGUAGGAGCAACGGCCGGAAACCUGCGGAAUCUGGAAACAGGGGGGUUAAUUCUCCACAAGGGAAUCGGGGGAGGCCAACGAACGCUGCCAAAGGUCCGAGCGACAAAGGGAAGUCACCAAUGGGAAAAAGCAGCACAGGGAACCAAGGACGAAUCUACGUCGUCAACAGCGCUUAG